AUGUUCUUACGUCUGUUACCCGUUGCAUCAUAUGAAAAUGACGCUGGAAGUUACAGUCCUUCAUUUGAGCAACAAGUGAUCGAGGAGCACCUUAACGAUGGAUAUUGGAUUGAAGCUUUCCAACCUGACGACCAAACUCCUACUGGACUCAUCAGUUAUGGACUCUCUCGUGGAGAGGUCAAGUUCUAUUCAAAUCCUCACACAAAUAUUGAAAAAGUCAAACCAAUUCUUAUCCAAAAGCUUAUUACUCCUGUUGCCAUGGGCCAGGCUGAUAUUUCAGGUGACGGAUAUAAAGACAUCAUUAUCUGCUUUGACUAUGGAAAUACAAUAAUCGACUUCAAUCCUAACGGAGGACACAUCGUGUGGUUAGAAAAUCCCGGAAAGGAGAUUGGUACAAAACAGUGGAAACAGCAUUAUGUUGGAAGAUCACCGACAAUGCACAGACUUAAAGUUGGUCACUUCACUCAAACCAAACAUUGGGAGAUUAUAGGUCUGCCUGUCGUAAAUGGACCAUUUGAUGUGUCAGUACCAGUGUUGCUAUUUCGACAGCCUGAUAAUGUGCUAACUGCCAAAGUAUGGGAUUAUGAAAUUAUUGAUAAAGAUUAUUUUCAUUUAAUUCAUGACGCUGAAAUGUUUAAGGUUCAUUUGUUAGAUCAACUUCUUAUUGCAUCACGAGAAGGUCUUACUUGGCUUUACUUUAAGGAAGACUCAACGGAGUGGAUUAUUGAGAAAAUUGCCGAUGGUGAACAGAAAGACAAACAGCAGACAAACUAUUAUGGCAGUGGCGGUGUUGAUAUUGGAAAAGUUCAAUCCAAUAUCCA
Rotaria sp. Silwood2 is the source of this 821-nucleotide messenger RNA. The record is from the annotation of a GenBank genome assembly. Lineage: Eukaryota; Metazoa; Rotifera; Eurotatoria; Philodinida; Philodinidae.